AUGGCCUCUUCCAUAUCGUUAUUGUGUUGUAUUUUAAGUUCAUCCGUCUUCGCCUUCAUAGGUACACAGGGCUUAUCAAUAUACACUCUUCAAGCUUGCUACGGUAAUGGAUUCGAGGAUUACAUGAAUCCAUCUUGUCCAGUGGGCUAUAAAAUAUACGUGUACGAUGUUUACACAUAUUCCAAAAGAAUAGACCGCAACUGCCCCGCAAUCUCUGACGUCACCAACCGGAACAUCUCAUAUUGCUGCAAUUAUGUCAACGAAACUGAGGAUUGUGGGAAGAGGUAUUAUGGAACUGAGCAUGCGUAUCAGCACGAACAUUAUUCCCGGUGUUCUGGACGCCAGGACUGUGGACAAGGCGUACAGGCGUCUUGGAACUUUACUAACGAUGUCUGCAAUAGCAGUGUCUUCAUGGAAAAGUCCAACUACAUGAAAAUGUGGUACAACUGUCUACCAGAUUCAGCCGUGCAGUCCAUCAACAAUGCCACAUUUACAGCCCAGUCAGUCUUCCUGUCAAGUGAAGGAUAUCCGUUGGAAAUGUCUUCCUGUGGAACAACUUCCGGCGCUACAUGCGAGGUCACUGCUAGCGGUACCUCCACAAUUCGUAUCACAGGAUUUGACCUUCAGUUUAGUGAAAGUUCAGGGGAAUGUAAACAGAGAUUGCUAAUAACAGAUAACACUUCAAUUUGUGAUAUAGCAUGCGAUGACAUAAACGAUUUCGCUCGAACGACUCUGUAUACCAGUAGAAGCAAUAGUAUCUCCAUACGACUAGAUAACACGGCUACUUCCGAGGGUGGAAAGUUCUGGAUUCAUUUAGAAGCCACAAACUCCUCAGACGAAAUAAUCGUGCAGUGUCAGAACUCGACACCAGUUGUUUCUUGUAACGACACAUUCACGAUCUUGAACCUCACCACUACAACACAAAGUCCAUUGUCGUUAACCACUGUCAAUGAUGCGGAAUCGACAACCAAUCUAGACAUAACCGACUCCUCAGUUUCAUCCGCGACAUUUGACACCACGACCACCACCCCCUCCUUUAACACCGGCGUAGUAAUGACUGAAACUGCCACCGUAGAGACUAUUACAACAGAGGCAACGACAGAUUCUUCCGCGGGGACUACUUUUUCUGUAGUAAAUUCUAACGGUGGCAAUGACUCUUUAACAAACACAACGGACAGUGCCGAAUCAACAACAGUCAAUCACGGAACGCUUACUACGACCAGCACAAUGUUGAACAUCGUCAGCCAACCUUUGACCCCUGGAACAAACCAGACAACCACGCAGUCGUCCGCUAAAGAUAACGUACCACGUAACAAUAACAACAAGCAAGAUUCAGCACUUUUACCCGCUCUGGGAGCGAUGCUCGGAUCGAUAGCAGCGGCCGGGCUUAUGUUCUACCUCUACUGGAAAUGCAAGAAAAAGAAGACGCAUCAGGUGUUGGAUGACUCUAUUGACCCGGCACUACAGAGCCAUCUACCGGUGAUCUCAAGUCUUCCCCCCGCAAGACAGACAACUCUAGCUUGGGAUGACAAAGGUGGUGACUUCAACAAAAUAGAUUCACCAAAUAAAUACGUAAAAGAACCGACAUUAAUCAGCCUUAAGAUACAGGAUUAAUGGUCUGAUAUAUAGCUUCAAUUCGUUGAAUGUGUCUUGCAUAACCUUUGUUACAUGACUAUACCAUAAUUAUAUACAUUGUUACGUCACAUGUCAUUUGUUACAUAGGCACAUGAUAUAGUCAUUGUUACUGCACAUGUCAUUUGCUACAAUGACGUCAAAUGUCCAUUGCUCCAUCACAUGUCAUUUGUUACAUGGGAACAUGAUAUGGUCAUUGUUACAUCACAUGUCAUUUGUUAAAAUCACGUCAAAUGCCCAUUGUUACGUCACAUGUCAUUUGUUACAAUCACGUCAAAUGCCCAUUGUUACGUCACAUGUCAUUUGUUACAAUCAUGUCAAAUAUCCAUUGUUGCGCACAUGCAGUUUGUUACAAUAACGUCAAAUGCCCAUUGUUACGUCACAUGCCAUUUGUUACAAUCAUGUCAAAUAUCCAUUGUUGCGCACAUGCAAUUUGUUACAAUAAAGUCAAAUGUCCAUUGUUACGUCACAUGUCAUUUGUUACAAUCACAUAAAAUGUUCAUUGUUACGCCACAUGUCAUUUGUUACAUAGUUAUAAUAUAUGUGCAUUGUUACCUUACAUGUCAUUUGCUACAUAGGCACAUGCUAUGGUCAUUGUUACGUCACAUGUCAUUUGUUAAAGUCACGUUAAAUGUCCAUUGUUACGUCACAUUUCAUUUGUUACAAUCACUUCAUAUAUCAAUUGCUACGUCACACGUUAUUUUUUAUCUCAUACGUGUGGUGUAUAUUGAGAGUGAGAUAAAGCAUUAGCUUUAUCACACGCCCGUUUAAUAAAGCACUUCCGCAAAUAAAUACACCAUAUAUCAUCUCGUUGUAUAAACCAAAUAUCAAAACACGCAAUAUAGAUAUCCUCUAUCUAAACAGUCACAUCAUUCGUUCUUAACCCUUUCUCUUCCGUAUCGGUCAGUUUGACCGGUGGCGCGUAAAAACAGGACUUCGCAAAAGGAGUGCCUCUAAAUCUUUGAAACUACGGCCAUGAGAUGUAGUAUCUAUCAUAUUUUUGGAAAUCUUCUCUAUUUUUUAACUAUGUAAAAAUCAACUAUGUAAAUAAAGCCAUUAAAUUAAUUUUAAAAGAAGUGAAUGAUGGCUUCGUCUAAAUAUGACGCAACGCUUUGUCGCAAGGUCAUUUCCCCCCUCAUAUGAUUUUUCUUAAUUUUCCCUAUUUAUGCAGUACUUUUUAUAUUUUUGAAUAGCAUAUAUUCCCUGCUUUCAGCACAUUUAAAAAAUAUUUCAAUACCUGGCAGAGUUAUAAGAAAAUAGCAAUUUUUUGCACAAGUACAAUUUCUUAAGAUUUUCUUUCUCAGUGUUUAAACAGAUCGGCGUUUUACCUAUAUUCAUAUAUGGAAUCAGGGAAAAAUAAUUACAGCCUGUAAAAGUAGAGUAAAUUUCCUUUUUGAUGGGCCCUUAUUCGUGAUAUAAUUCUCGGUAGUUUUUAUAUUACGAUAAAAUAAAAUUGGGACAUGCUGCGCGGUUUUCUUUAAAAUUAGCGACGAAACGUUGUCACUGUAAGCGAUCGACACACCUGCACAAGAAAAUAGUGAUUGUCCUCUAUUGGUAAAUUGAAUACUUUUUGAUACACUUAAACAAUAUACACAAAUGUAUGAAAUAAUCAGCCAGGUAUUCUCUGCUCUUUUUUUAAAGUAUAAAACCAUUAUUGGUAUAUGGCAGUUACACAACAUAAAUGUAACUUCAUAAAACACCUAGGCCAUCGAGAAUGUAUCGGUAGAGUAAAUUGAAAAAUAAAUAAAUAAAAUACUCCAAAUUCAGAUAUAAACUUUAUGUAAUAUUUGUUCGGAAUAGUAAUAUUUUUUUCUGCCAAACAAAGAAAAUAAAAAAAGAUAAGUCCGCAUAUAGGCCUAUAUAUAUACUUUUUUUCCGGGACCCGGAUCGCGGCCGCGGGGUUUUCUCAAAAUGUGCACUGGCAACACAUGUCAUUAUCGUGUUAAAUAUGUAAUUCAUUCUGUAUACCUGCAUAUUUGAUUUAUUCUAAGUAUCUGUAUAUGGGAUUUAUUCUAUAAAUCUGCAUACGAGAUUUAUUCUAUAAAUCUGCAUACGGGAUUUAUUCUAUAAAUCUGCAUACGGGAUUUAUUCUAUAUAUCUGCAUACGAGAUUUAUUCUAUAUAUCUGCAUACGAGAUUUAUUCUAUAUACCUCUCUAUGUAAUUUAUUCUGUAUACCUGUAUGUGUAAAUCUAUUCUGAAUAUAUUGGUAUGUAAAUAUGUUCUGGAUAUUUGUAUGUAUAAGUCUGUUUUAUACAUGUAUAUAUAAACCUAUUAUGUUUGUGUGCCAGAGACCUGGGUUCAAAUCCCAUCAGAGGCAGAACAAUGUCUCUGUUGCAUACACAAGUCCAGCACUCUACCAAUCAAGCGAAAAGGUUAACCUACUUGCCAGAGCUAGUAGGAAUACCAUAUCACUCACACUACCACAUUGUCCCCCUCCUUUUUAAGCGUCGUCCCUGACUUUUCGGAGUACCAACACCUAUUGGGCGAAGUACUGAGGUACAAUCUCUCUCACCCAAAAGAGAUAAACCAGGUCCCAAUGUGGGCGCCAAAUGUAACAGACCGGUUUUAAUAUUUAGUGUGUCUAACGAGAUCGCGUUUUUUUGUUUUUUGUUUUUUUUUGCGUGAACUUGGGCAACUUUUUCAGUAAACAAGCACAUGUAACUUACUUACUAUCAGAUAUAGUGAGUUUAGGGACAGUUUAGCGUCGUAUUUGAAAGUUGAGGGAUGGGAAACAAAAGAAGAAGAAAAAGCGGCACCCGUUAUAUUAAUAUGAAAAAUCUUAGCAAGAAAAGCUGUUCUGCUCAUACUCCUAAUUCGUAAAGAAGGGGGGUGGGUAUCCUUUAGUACAUGUAUGCUUUCCAUCAAUUUAACCUUGCAUUUACACUACCAUUCACCGCUACUAUUAACUAUAUCAAGUGACCAGCUAAUAAAUCGAUCUUUGCAUGUACUAAUAACAAAUGUAUGUAAUAAUUUAACGCGAUGUCAGAAAAAGGGGGGGGGGGUGUCUGGAGAUCUUUUGUUUUGUCUCCGCUGCCAAACUUCAGUAAUUUAAUCCAAUAUCUCAUGUUUUGGUACCAGGGGGCAUUCAUUUGCAACAUUCUGAAAAAUAAUCUUCAAACCAGGCAGAUAUUUUUGUAUCAGAAAUGAAUUGUCUUUAGCCAUCACCAAUUUGUAUGUACAAGAGUUGCCCAAGUGACGCAUAAUUUUCUGAAGAGUUCCAAAAAUUUCUAGUUCCGAUAUCCCGUAUUGUAUGACUCUGAUGGGAUUUGAUCCCGGGUUUCUGGCACGCAAGUCCAGCACUCAACCAAUCCAGCUAAAGGAUUAACCCAUGCAUAUGGCCAUUAGGCAGAGCUAACAGGAAUGCCAUAUCACUAACACUACCAAAUAUGUAUCUAAUGUAUUCUUCUGUCAUACUGUUUAUGAGUUUUUAUAUUCUCUAUUCUUUUCACUUUUUUAUUUGUGGAGCCUGAAGUGAAAUGUUUCAAAGUUUCCUUUGUUGAUAAAUUGAUUGAUUGUA
Messenger RNA from Ostrea edulis (European flat oyster), 5150 nucleotides. RefSeq lists its product as uncharacterized. NCBI's taxonomy places the organism in Eukaryota, Metazoa, Mollusca, Bivalvia, Ostreida, Ostreidae. Bases 1 to 1614 code for a protein of 537 amino acids. The transcript is spliced from 6 exons. The record is from RefSeq and is a predicted model, not a curated record.